Gossypium raimondii (Peruvian cotton) is the source of this 1069-nucleotide messenger RNA. RefSeq lists its product as uncharacterized. The coding region runs from base 112 to 942 and encodes 276 amino acids. Lineage: Eukaryota; Viridiplantae; Streptophyta; Magnoliopsida; Malvales; Malvaceae. The transcript is spliced from 4 exons. The record is from RefSeq and is a predicted model, not a curated record.
UAGAUGUUUAUGUUAUGAUCUUUUUAUCUUGAUUACUGUAAUUUAAAAAUCCUUUUGGAAUGUGUGUUUAUUUUGCAGAAAGCAAUUUGCAAGGAGCCUCAAGAGUCAAAGAUGGAUCGUAAUCAAGAUCAAAAUGCAAUUGUUGGAGUCGUGGCUUCAGUUUUAGCUUUUGGGGCUAUUUGGAUUAAAAAAUUAAAAACUAGAAUGGGUAAGGGCAACAAAGAAGGGGCCUCCAAGCAAUUCAGGUGGACAAAGCCGAUGGAACAUGUUUUUCUUGAAAUUCUAGCAGAGGAGGCCCAGAAAGGAAAUAAGCCUUCUAAUACUUUCAGAGCAGUUUCUAUUAAUCGAGUUGCCGAAGCUAUUUCUGAAAGAUUCCAAGUCCAAUGCGAUGCGAAGCAUGUGGAAAAUCAUUUGAGGACUAUAAAAAACCAGUGGCAGAUUAUAUGCAAAAUUCGAGGUGAAAGUGGUUUUGGAUGGGAUGAUAACAUGAAAAUGAUCACAUGUGAUAGAGCGACAUAUGAUGCAGCAGUGAUGGCAUACAAGAAGUAUGAACCAUUUUUGAAUAAAAGCUUUGAUCAUUAUGAUGAAAUGGCUUUGGUUGUUGGAAAAGAUAUGGCAACAGGGAGUUUUGUCAGAACAUUUGCUGACAUAGAUUUGGAUGAUGGUAACCAAGAUUCAGUGCUUGUAGACUACGACAAUGAAGAGGCUGAAGAGGUAAGAACAAAUGUAUCUUCAUCUGGCACAUCCAAACGUAAAAGAAAAAAUGUUCAAGAAAGUGUCGUUGAUGAACAAAUUAAAUUUGUGGGUGAACAACUUGGAAAAAUUGCUAAUGCUUUGGAACAAUUUACUACGGAUAAGACACCACAGCUUUACGAACAAGUGAUGUCGAUGGAGGAAGAAGGAUUUGAUGAUGACUUCUUGUGUUACGUGUUUGAUUUCUAGUAAGUCAUGAAUCCGAUGCCAAAGCUUUUUUAGUUAAAAGUAAGAACCAUAAAAAAAUUUGGCUUUAAAAAUUUUCUCAAGGUUGAAGAUAUUGAUAUUUUUAUGUGUUGUAAUAUUAGUUAUGCAC